Molecule: messenger RNA, 5140 nt
Organism: Cephus cinctus (wheat stem sawfly)
Lineage: Eukaryota; Metazoa; Arthropoda; Insecta; Hymenoptera; Cephidae
Exons: 4
Coding region: 948-3680 (910 amino acids)
Cellular component (GO): ribonucleoprotein complex
Molecular function (GO): RNA binding
Source: RefSeq, a predicted model, not a curated record
CCCAUAUUCUAUUUUAUUAUUUGUAAUUCUAUUUUAACGAUGAGCAUAAAUAAUGACUUGAAGUGAAGCGUUUUAUGAUUUUAUUUGAAAUAAAUGGGGAAAAAUGUAUACAGUUUACAAGAUACACUUAAUAGUAUUAUAACACAAUACAUUCUAUUAUAUAGUGUUAGUAAAUUGGAUUCAAUCAUCUUUUUGAUAAGUUACAUUACUAAUUUGUUCAAUUUUUCAUAUUUUUCAUGGGUUUAAGACACUUGUCAUUUGUGUCGUAUCCAAUAUUUCAGAGAUUUCUUGAACUAUAAUUUUUAUUAAAUGUCUUAUAUUUGUUAGAAUUUUCUUAUUUUACCAAUUAUUGAUUUGUCAAAGUUAUAAGUUUCGUAGAAAGAAUCCUUCUAUACGUUUUUAUUGUGAAAGAUUUCGUCGUCAAUGAAGAAAUGAACGGAGCAUUAUUCCAAAGGUGCUACGUCAUUGGUUGAUUAUCUACAGUGCUGACACCUGGAUUAUUCUACGGGGUUCUCAUAAGUAGAAACACGGACAGCAUUGAGCAGCAUUACGGCAGCCAUUACACGGAACGCUGUGCAGAAUAGGCGUUCGGCGUUUAUCCAACAAGAAAAUCGAUUAACCGUGUUAUAAUUUGCUUGCGUCGUCCGUAUUCGGCAUUUUAAAAAAGCCCAUCGUUUUUCACACUGUAAGUUCGGAUCUUAGGCUGCUCAGUGUGUGUUAGGUGUCAGGAGCAGGUACAACAGUGUCAAUGGACUUUCAUACAAUGAUGCAGUGCUGUUGACUGCUUCUUUUCUGCUUCUACAUUUCAUUGUUCUUCGCUGAUGGACCACUUGCUGCUUGGCCAUCUUAGUUCUCGUCGAGUUCUUAUCUUUCAUCGUACCUUUUAGCUGCGUACGAAGUGAAGAAAGAAGAUCUUUCUGAAGUUUCUGUGAAGAUAUCAAAUCAAUAUGAGUGUUAUUAUUAGACUGCAGAACCUGGCGUGGUCUGCCAAUGCUUUGGACAUCCGCCAAUUUUUCCGUGGAUUAAGUAUUCCUGAAGGUGGUGUACAUAUUGUUGGUGGUGAAUUGGGCGAUGCCUUCAUCGCCUUUAGUACCGACGAGGAUGCUCGACAGGCAAUGAUGCACGAUGGCGGUAAGAUCAAGGAAAUGAAGAUUAAAUUGUUACUGAGUUCACGUACGGAAAUGCAGAAGGUUAUAGAGGCAGCUAGACAACAGACAUUGACGCUGCAAUCAUUUAUGCAGAGUGCACCGGUACCAGUGGUUCCGGUACAAGUAAAGCCUAAUUCCCCAAGCGAUAAGAAGGAUAAGGAGAAGGAUAAUGACAGCGAGUCCAGUAAGGAUCGUAAGGAUAGACGCGAUAGAUCUAGAUCGAGAGAUAGAUCAAGAUCUCGCGACAGAGAUCGUGAUCGUGAUAGACGCGAUAGGGAUAGAGGACGCGAUCGUAGACGUAGGGACAGAAGUAGAUCACGUGAUCGUGAUCGUGACAGGCGGGACAGACGUCGUCGUCGUGAUCGUUCUAGAUCUCGCGAUCGUACGCGAUCUAGAGAUCGUGACACAAAGCGUAGCAACACCGCUGAACGUAGGAAGGACACCAUUGAGGAUGAGACCAAUGACGUUGUAUGCGUUGGUCAAUUCCCUAAAGAUAUAAAAGCUGCAGCUGCUGCUAAAAAGGCUCCUAUAGUUGAAAAUGGUAUAUGGGAAGUGCCACCACAGAGCCAGUUGCAAGCGGCCAUGUUAGCGCCAGGUAUUCUAGGAGCAGCUGUAGCUGCUCUACCUCAGGAUCCUGAGCAGCGUUCUUUGUCCUUUGGUAAUCCUGUAAUGGGACAACAACAGACGCCGAUGUUACAGCCUAAUCAGUUUGGUAUUAAUGGAUUAAACGGGGUUGGGAACCUCAUGCAAACUCAUGUACCAAAUAUUGGUCAUCCUGUUGGUUUGAAUUCUCUACCGCAGAGUCUAGGCAGUCCGGCUAUGCCUAACAUGAGCACUGGCAUGGGAUCUAUUAACAGACCUCGUGAAUCCUGGGGACAGAACGAACCAGGACGAUUGGAUCAGAUGAGAUUUAACUCCAGAGGAAGUCCUUUCAGUGGAACGCCGGAUACUAAUGUGUACAAUAUGAAUAACGCUAAUCCUGUCACUGUACCAUAUAGACCAACUACCAGACCCAAUAAUACUUUUAUGAAUAAGAUGCAGGAACUUGACAGCAGACGUAAUCCACACGCAUUCCAGACAAACAUGGCGCAGUUCGGUAACUUUGAAAAUGGACCGGAGAGACAAACAGGCGGUCGCAGCUCAACGAAUAACAGUCGUUUCUCUGGUGGUGAAUCGAAGACUAACCCAGGCGGUGGGAAUUGCGUAGAGGUUCGCAAUAUGCCACUGAAUGCCGGAUACGGUGACGUGCGCCAUGCUUUCCAGGGUAUCUACAUUAGGAAGGAUGGAUUAAAAUUGAUAAACGAUAAUCAUGGUAAUCGCGUAGGCAUUGCUUAUAUCAAAUUUGGUAAAUUAGAAGGCAAGGAGAUGGCAUUGAAGACACCAAGAUUUGUUCGCGGUUCCGAGGUCGAGGUUCUUCACCUGGACGAGACCAUAUUUGAUAAGGCAGUGGAUUCGUAUUUACCUGAAAGAGAAAAAGACCGACACGACGAUGGUAUGGAUUCUGACUCCAGAUCGUCUACCUGUAUAUAUCUUACAGAAUUGCCGUCAUUCGCUAAGGAAAUGGAUAUAGCCAAACUCUUCCAUGAGUGGAAGAUCAAUGACCUAUUCAUCACGAGUACCAAAGAUACUGGUAGCACGCAGUACAUGGCGUAUGUCCAAUUUGCUCGUUUGGAAGACGCAAAGUCUUCACUCUCUAUACCUUUGAAGAUAGGACCUAAGCAAGUAACUGCAACGAGUAUUACAGAAGAGAAGUUCGCCCAGGCGAAGAGGGAGCACGAGCAGGAGACACUCAACGAGUCAUCAAUGUCAGACUGCAUCAUCAUGCGCGGAUUACCGUUUCAGACUAUGGAUCGUGACAUCUUAGAUUUUUUCUCAGACAUUGGUAUAGUACCUCAUAGGAUACACAUGAUGCUUAACCAGAACGGUAAACCAGCUGGUGAAUGCUUCUGCGAGUUCGACUCCACCGAGGAGGCUGUACGUGCCACAGCAAAGAAUGGAUUGCCUCUAGGAAAAAAUAUUCCUACAAUAGAGCUGGUACCGCGUACUAAAAUGAUGGAGACACUGGGUCUAGUGGAUUCCCAGUUGCUCGAAGGAACACAGCCGCAGCAACAGCAGCAGCAUUAUCCACCACUUCAGGAAUCCAGACCCCGUUUUUCAUCACCAAUGACCAAUCAUCCGCCUCGCUUUGGUAAUGCUGGUUUUGGUCCCAGAGGUCCACCUAUGAUGGGUAUGCCUAGGCAUAUGCCUGGACGUCAUCCUGGAUCCCUGGACUACGUCGAAGGUUUUGGUAAACCAGGUUGCGUCCUUUCCUUGGAGAACGUUCCGUUCAAAGCUGACAUCGAUGAGAUUAUUGACUUCUUUGGCGAUUUUGAUGUUAAACGUGAAAAUGUUAUUAGACGUUAUAACGACAAAGGGAUGCCCACUGGUGAUGCCAGGGUCGCGUUUUCAUCACCUGGUGAAGCUCAACGUGCAUUACGUGAACUGAGGCACUGCAAAAUGCGUGAUCGUACUAUAUUCAUGAAGAUUGCGUGAACGUCCGUUGAAUCUGAUUGAGAAUUGAUGAAUUAUCAGCAUCGUGGGAUGAUUCUUCGGGAACCAUUCUCUAUGAUGAGUUUGUCUCUCGUUUCCUGGGAGAACUUUGAUGAAUGAUUAACGUGACAAUGUGCUCCAGGUGUAGACAUACGCUCAAUGAACUAUAGCUAUAGUCAGUGUAUGGUUCCUGUAAUGUCAAAGUUAAUUAUUAUUUUGUUCGAUCAUUUAAAUUGAGACAAUUUUCUGUUUCCGGUAAUAGUCGAUCUUAUUGAGUUCAUCGCUUUUGCUUGAUGCUUGUCCAUUUUACCAAGCUGAUUCUACAUAAUGGCGGUAAAAACUGUUUGACUUUACCGAAACGUGACGCUUGCCAAGUUCCAAUGCACAAGGCAGAACAUUAUUCGUUUUGUAAAUAUUAGUUUUCAGUCCGCCUUGUACAUUGUUCUAUGAAUACCAUGGCAAUAAAUAUACAUAGUUUGAUGCCAGAUCAUUAGAGCUCAAAAUGUGCUUCAUUUUAUCUUUAUUUUUUUCAUUCUCAAACACAUAGAACUUAGUGAAGUCACAGACGUGACUAUCUUUCGUAACUUUUUUUUUUAUUGAUUAUGCAAUUUGAUUUUUUUUCUAUGUAUAAAAAUUAAGAGAAAAAAUAUGUGAAUAUCAGUCACUUUGUAAUAUUAUCCGAAUAACGUUACACGUGGGUUUAUCAUUAUGCUAAACAAGCAUUUUUUUUCUCAAGAAAUUACUUUUCAACUUUAAUUCGCACUUGGUUUAGCGUCGCACAAAAAUCUCCCUAGAAUUCCUUCAAAUUGAUGGCCUAUGAAUUUCGAAACUUCUCCAAGAAGUUUGUCUUUCACGUCCAAAUUCGCUGGCUUUGCAAACUUCAGGAUGCUUUGUAUAUUUUAUUACUGUCAAUGGCCGAUGUGGCAAAGAGCACGGGAAGCAAAGCAGUAGGCAAGAAAAAAUAUCGAAAAAUUUCUGUAUACGUUACAGAACGUAUAACUUAAAUAAUCAAAUCUCACAUGUGCAGACUCAUCUCCAAGAAAAUGUUUUUUUUUUCGUGCAAUGAAUCGCAAUGCGUGUUAUUAAUUUUUUUCUCUUCUUUUUCAGUAUAUUUUCUUUGAUUACCCAACGCACAAACGUAUCGGAACGAUUUGCACGUAUGAUUAAAUUACUUUUAAAGAUCAGAGUACAUACCACGAGUACUAUCUUUACAAUGAGAAUGUCAAAUUUUUUUUCUGUGGACAAAUAUGUACAUUACAUAUUGUUACUCCUCACUGUAUAUAUUAUUAUAUAAAAACUAUAUAUUAUUACACACCGACUAGAUGUAAAGUAAUAUUUAUGUGAUGGACAUGUCAUGAGCCGACGAUACAGGUUCAUUCAUUAGCAAUUGCUAUCUUGUUGUGCGGUUACGUUCACAAGUGCGAGGACACGAAGACUUCAAUAAAUUUAUAUUUCAAACUUAA